Messenger RNA from Colossoma macropomum (tambaqui), 1297 nucleotides. It is a transcript of the gene lsm12a, whose product is annotated as LSM12 homolog a. Bases 28 to 618 code for a protein of 196 amino acids. The record is from RefSeq and is a predicted model, not a curated record. The transcript is spliced from 5 exons. NCBI's taxonomy places the organism in Eukaryota, Metazoa, Chordata, Actinopteri, Characiformes, Serrasalmidae.
UCUCGGUCAGUGUGCGGGCGGAGGAAGAUGGCGGCUCCUGCUGCGGGUGAGUACUUCAGCAUCGGCAGCAGCGUCUCCUGCCUCACCUGCCUGGGCCAGCGCCUCCAGGGGGAGGUCAUCGCCUUCGACUACCACACCAAGAUGCUGACCCUGAAAUGCGCCCCAUCCAGUGGCAAGCCCAACCUUAGUGAUGUGGUUCUCGUCAAUUUAGCCUAUGUAUCCGAGGUGAACAUUAUCAACGACCGCACUGCGACUCCUCCACCAUUAGCAUCUCUUAAUUUUAACAAGCUUGCGAAUAGAGCUCGGGCAGAAAAAGAAGACAAGUUGUCCCAGGCUUAUGCAAUUAGUGCUGGAGUCUCAGUGGAGGGCCAGCAGCUGUUCCAGACUAUUCAUAAAACCAUCAAAGACUGCAAGUGGCAGGAGAAGAACAUUGUGGUGAUGGAUGAUGUUGUCAUCUCUCCACCUUACCGAGUGGAUAACUGCAGAGGCAAAGAGGGCAGCGCUUUAGCCCACGUACGCAAAAUAGUUGAGAAACACUUCCGCGACGUGGAGAACCAGAAGUCCGUGCAGCGGUCACAAGCACAGCAAACACAGAAGGACUCGGCCUUGUCAGCGUGAGCGCGACUUCCGUGCAGAGUGCUAUGCCGGCACUUUAAGUUUUUGGGUUUCCUUUUAUUUCGGAGUUUUAUUUUCAAUCAACCGACCGAGGCUGAGGUAGCUGCGGCCUGCGUUGUGAGUGGAGCCGUCCUAGACGUCUGGAGAAAAAAAUAAAGUAUAAAAACAAAAAGAGAGGGCAAAAUAUGAGCCCUUGAAUUAGUUUUUCAGAAGAUUUAAUUUUAUGACAGAACAUCUUGACCACCCUUCCAUUCAGCCCUCCCAUCAAAUACAUGUGUGCCCCUUUCCCACCCAUAUUCUCUCUCUCCAACUGCUAAUCCAUGCAAACACAUUCCAUGUUAGCCAAGAAAAAUCAGAGGCCUGAAAAAUAUCAGGUUGUUUUUCAUAAGCUCCUAUACCUCCUCAUACUCCCCCCCCCCAGAACAAAAUGUGACUUGAAAGGUACUGGAGAAAAAAGGACUUAAGUUAUAAAAGAUUCUGAUUCAAUAAUUAAAUCAGUCUGGGUGAAAAUAGCGUGGUUUAUUUUUCUAACAGUUGACUGAAAUGAAGCGAGUGCUAAAUGUUUGUGAGACAGGCGGUGAAGUUGCACUUGGCAGAUGACAACCCUUCAGACAGCAGCUCCUUGUCUGUGACCUAACAUCAGGUGCUGGACACAAGUUGGUCUUGUCAUCUCAAAAAAAAA